CACACCCACUCACAACUUCAGCCCUACAACUUGAUGAAGUUUUCCUCCAACUUUACAUUCAGCGCGGACCAGCCCCCAGAUCAACAGCAUGGCUCCAUGCAACAAGUGGUGGAUUUUGUGCGCAGUUUUGGUUUCCUGUGUCGCCCGUUUUGGGUCCUGCAGAAGACAUAAAGCCGAGCUCUUCAUCUUCAAUGAGCUGUGCGCCCUGAAGGACGAGCCGGGGCCCUGCAAGGCCAUUAAAGACCGAUUCUUCUUCAAUGUGGACACAGGAGGCUGUGAGCUGUUUGAAUACGGAGGCUGUGGGGGCAACGAGAACAAUUUUGAGACCUUGGAAGCAUGUGAGGAAACAUGCUUGGUCUCAGAUGACAAGAGCCCGUGUCACCUACCCGAGGCUCCUGGUCCCUGUCGAGGACUCCUGACGCGAUACUUCUUCGACAGCAUGAGUCAGCAGUGCAAGCAUUUAUUUUACGGCGGCUGCUUUGGCAAUGCCAACAACUUCAGAAGCAUGGCGGACUGCCAGGCCAAAUGUCAGAACCCAGCAGAACCCACUGAGGCACCAGAAGGCCACAUAAUGUCUGCGAGAAGAUCUGACAUUGUGCAGCCGACCAGGAUAACUGGGGAAUCAACUGUAGCUGAACCUCAGGUGCAAGCAAAUGUCACUAAUCCAGAGCCAAAAGAGGUGAAGCCUACAGACCUGUGCUUUAGUCCGGUGGAAAGGGGAACAUGUGAUGGGGCGGAGAAGAGGUUUGCCUUCAACUCUAAGACCAAGAGAUGCCACGCAUUCCACUACAGCGGCUGCGAGGGGAACGAGAACAACUUCCAGUCCCGGAAAGACUGUAUCAUCAAGUGCAUCAAACGCAGAAAGGCUCAUGGGAGGGGGACGAUUCGGAUAAGGAAGAAAAACCUGAACAGCAUCGUGAAUCGCUCAGUCUGAACACUUGGCUCUGAAUUAGAUCCUGCAACACUGUGGAGCCACCUGUAUUUAUGUCCAUAUGUUAAGUCUAGCUUUAAUCAUAUCUAUUGUUUUCUAUGGGUGCAGUACUUGUAUAAAAGUCAUGUAUUGUACCGAAUUCCCUCGUAGAGUUUGAAUGCAAUUAUAAUCUUUAUUUACUUUGUUUUAAUCUUGACAAGGACACAUUUGUCUUGCUGAUCUCAACACUGAUGCUGUGUGUAUCAAUGCUUGUUUUUAAACGUUAUAUUGUGUCAUUUUUCUGAGUUUCAACUUCUCCAUGCACUAUAUAACGCAACGAAUAUACAGUCCUAUUUAAAUGUUAUAUUGCAAAAUGUUUUUGCCUGUCAUAAUGUUUCUUCACAAACGCAGAAGAAACAUCUGUUUAAUUAAGACUUAGAGAGUUGAUAACCAAUUUGUUUUGCCUCUCCGGUCUUCCAUACUGUUAUAAUCAUACUGAUAUCUUUUUUUGUGGGAAACGCCAAAGUUUAAGCAUUAUUCUCGUUCAAUAACAUGAAUGCUUAUUCUGCUUACAGUAUAUAUUGUGUGUGCAUAGUGCGUGAUGUUUGUGUUCAAGGGUAUUGCUAUUGUUAAUCAAUUUGAACAGCAGCAUUAGCAGAUUAAACUGCUGGCUAUCCGUAUUCUAGGAUCAACCACAACAGGAUAUGGAAUGAUGUCAGGCACACAGAUUCAUCAAGAUGUCCUCACAGCUAUAAAUCGUUGUGAACAAGGUAAUGACUGCUUUAUUUUGGUCGGAAUUAACAUGAACUCUUUUUUCUUUUUAAUCAAUAUUAUGCAGUUUUGUAAAUCACUGUGGCUCUCCUGCUGGUGUUGUUGGUAAGAAAAAACAGAAGGGGGCGGUGUUGUGUAAAGUACGUUUUCAAAGAGGUUUUCAGCACUGUCACUUUACUAUAUCUUUUUAUUAUAAUGGCUGUAAUGAAAUGUAAGAGUAUAUAUAUAUAUUAAAGUUCAACAAUCUUUC
Messenger RNA from Trematomus bernacchii (emerald rockcod), 1931 nucleotides. It is a transcript of the gene tfpia, whose product is annotated as tissue factor pathway inhibitor a. Gene Ontology annotation, biological process: negative regulation of peptidase activity. Bases 89 to 934 code for a protein of 281 amino acids. The record is from RefSeq and is a predicted model, not a curated record. Lineage: Eukaryota; Metazoa; Chordata; Actinopteri; Perciformes; Nototheniidae. Gene Ontology annotation, cellular component: extracellular region. The transcript is spliced from 7 exons. Gene Ontology annotation, molecular function: serine-type endopeptidase inhibitor activity.